CGUACCGAUUGUGAUGACUGAAGAACAACGGCAAAUACAUAAUUCUAAGAGUGAAUGUGAUUUCUGUAAAACAUCAUUCGGUGGGAAAAUACUUAAAGUAGCAGAUCACAAUCAUCUCACAGGUCUUUUUAGAUAUACAUUAUGCAGCAAUUGUAAUUUAAAUCUCAGAACAGUUGACUUUGUACCCUGUUUUAUGCAUAACUUAUCUGCAUAUGAUGCGCAUUUCAUUGUCACGGAACUCGGUUAUGACACUAACACGAUUUCCUUAAUACCGAAUAGUGAGGAGAACUACGUAUCUUUCUCCAAACGUGUGAAUGAUGACUUCACUAUAAGGUUUUUAGACUCAUGUAGGUUCAUGGCUUCAAGCCUUGAGUCUCUAGCGAAGAACCUCACCACAAGCGAUCUGGAAAAGUUUCUAGAGACCGCCAAAGUGUUUCAACCUAUGGAUAUGCCCUUAGUCACACGGAAGGGGGUGUUCCCAUAUGAAUAUUGUGAUAAAUGGUCUAAACUCGAGGAAUCUACCCUCCCAUCAAAGUUUGAUUUCUACAGCGCUUUAACGGAAACACAUGUCAGUGACGAGGACUACUGUCACGCUACGAAGGUGUGGGAUCACUUUAACUGUACAUCACUCGGCGGUUACAGUGAUUUAUAUUUAAAAAUCGAUGUACUUUUACUUGCGGACAUUUUUGAAAAUUUCCGUGAUAUAUGUAUGAAAACGUAUAAUCUCGAUCCAGCAUACUAUUUCACUGCACCCGGAUUCAUAUUCGACUGUAUGUUGAAAUAUACUUCAAUAUCCUUGGAGUUGUUAACAGAUUACGAUAUGAUUUUGAUGAUGGAGAAUGGAAUAAGAGGGGGGUUAGUGCAAGCCAGUGAACGCUAUUGCAAAGUGAACAAUCCAAAAACGGAGGGAUAUGAUAACAGAGCACCACCAUCAUGGCUUGUGUAUCAAGAUUGUAACAACCUCUACGGGUGGGCUAUGAGUCAAUAUAUGCCGUAUGGAGGGUUCAAGUGGUUGGACGGUGAUAUGGAUCAAGCACUAAAGCUAUUGGAUGAAAUGGAUGAUACGUCUGAAGUGGGGUGUGUCUUUGAUGUGGAUAUAAGCUAUCCUGAUACCUUACAUGACAAACAUAAUGACUUACCGUUUCUUCCACGAAGUAAUACACCACCCGGGUCGAAGGUGUGUAAACUAAUGGCUACACUUGAGGGGAAACAGAGAUAUAUCUUUCAUUAUCUAAACUUGAAACAAGCGAUAGAAAAUGGAUUAGUCGUUGAUAAGGUACAUAGGGUGUUGGAAUUUAAGCAGUCGCCUUGGUUAGCCAAAUAUAUUAACCUAAACACAGAGAUGCGAAAGAUGGCUACUAAUAAUUUCGAGAAAGAGUUCUAUAAACUCAUGAACAAUGCUGUAUUCGGUAAGACAAUGGAAUGUGUUCGACGGAGAAUCGAUUUGAGGCUCGUUUCAUCUCCUAAAACGAUGAGGAAGUUGAUUAACCGUCAUACAUUUAAACACUGUACACAAUAUAACAAUAACCUGACAGCAGUUUCAUUAGAAAACAAGGUUAUUAAAUUCGAUAAGCCAAUAUACAUAGGAUUUGCAGUCUUGGAUAUUAGUAAAACGUUAAUGUAUGACUAUCAUUAUAAUGUCAUGCAACGACAUUAUAAUGAUAAAAUUAGGUUGAUGUAUACAGAUACAGAUUCACUGGUAUAUCGGAUAACGACUGAGGAUUUUUAUAAAGAUGCCAUUGACAACCCAAUCCUCCUAAAUCGUAUGGAUACAUCGAAUCUUCCUAGAGAUCAUCCGUGCUAUGUAGGUAGCCGUGCAAGGAUACCGGGAUUGUUCAAGGAUGAAACAGAGGGGAGAGUAAUGUCUGAAUUCAUAGCGCUCCGAGCAAAGUCUUACUCAUUCAAAAUCGUUGGGCGGGAGGCGAUUGUGGCUAAAGGUAUUCGAGGACUUGUGGUCCGUAACCACCUUACCUUUGAUGAUCAUAAACGUUGUCUGUUUGAGAACGAUAAUGAUGAUGAUGAUGAUGACGUUGAUGAUGGUGGGAGGGAUAAGGUUAAUGAGAAUGAUUUCACCGAUGAUGAUGAUGAUGAUGCUGAUUACAACUUCGGUGGUGGUGGUGGUGGUGGUGGUGGUGGUGGUGACGAUGAGGAGCGGAAAGAUAGAAAAAUGAAGAGGAAUGCACUUUUAGGUUUCCAAUCCGUCAUCAAAGCGAUCCAUCAGAAUGCUACCGCCACCACAGACGAUAAUCAAUCUUCUACGAUUCAACUACCACCCUACACUCCGUAUACACCAUAUAGAGUGAAUAUUUCGAUCCGCUCGUUUAAACAUCAAGUUAAAACGAUUAAGUCGUUAAAAAAGACGCUUAAUCGUUUCGAUGACAAACUAGUUGUUAGCGAGGAUCGGAUACAUACACUCGCAUAUGGUCAUUACAAAUUACGUGUGGUGUGA
Molecule: messenger RNA, 2449 nt
Organism: Myzus persicae (green peach aphid)
Lineage: Eukaryota; Metazoa; Arthropoda; Insecta; Hemiptera; Aphididae
Exons: 5
Coding region: 14-2449 (811 amino acids)
Source: RefSeq, a predicted model, not a curated record